UGACUGCUAAAAUGGUGGUUGAUUGAAACAAAAAUUCGAAGAGCACAAAUCAGUCGCGGUGAAUGCCGAACAUUUGCAAUGUGUCGGUGGUUGUUUUAUUUAUAUUUAAAUAUUAAAGUCAAAAGUUAUGAUAUUCAGUUCCUUUCAUUAGCAGAAACAUGUUAAAACGGCACGAUUACUGCACAUUCAUCAUGCUCAGUAUAACCUACCUGUCAAGUUGAUUAUCUGACUGGCAACAGAGUGAAUAGCUUAUGGAAUCCCUGGAAAUACGUUUUUGGGAUGAUGAAUUUUAUAAAUAAUUUCAUCAAGUGUUUGAAAUUGUAGAGAAUUCAUAUUCAGUCUUUAUAAUGGUACAGGAAGUAGAAGCUUUUUAUGGUGUGUAUUUAUUAUACAAUCUGAAUCCAAAAUAUAAAGGUCGGGUAUAUAUCGGUAAAACUACUGAUCCUAAUAGACGAAUACAUCAGCACAACACUGGCGCUAAAGCUGGUGGAGCUUGGAGAACAGAUGGAAAAGGACCAUGGGAAAUGGUUUUAAUCAUACAUGGUUUUCCAGAAGCUGUGUCAGCAUUAAGGUUUGAGUGGGCAUGGCAGCACCCAAAGAUAUCAAGAAGAUUAAGACAUCUGCCGGGAAAACGUAAAACAGAGAAACAGUAUGACUUUCAUUUUCGGAUAGUUUCUCAGAUGUUAAGAACUGCUCCAUGGAAUAGGUUAUCUUUAACUAUUCGCUGGCUGAAACAAGAGUUCCGACAAGAUUUCUCCCCGAAUGCUUUACCACCAAUCCAUAUGCCUGUUGAAUAUGGACCAAUCAUUUGUAAGAAAGUUGAUGUGAAGAAGAAAAAAACGAAGAAAAGAAAAGAUGAGGACAGUGACAAAAGCUCGCAACUUGAAAACGUUGAUAUCGAAUUACAAAAAUCUUGUGCAGUUUGUUCAAAAUGGAUAACGUUAAAGGAACAAGAUAUCACACUCUCCUGUUUAUAUCCCGUUUGUAACAUGAUCUCUCACAUCGUCUGUUUGGCUAAAAAGUUUUUAACUGGAGAUGAUCAUUUAAUACCUAUUGAAGGGAAUUGCCCUUGGUGUAGUCAGACAUUACUGUGGGGAGAACUAAUACGACACAAACAAGGAUGCCUCACAAACCUAUUAGAACUGACAGAGGAAUGUGAAAAGGGUUCUGGAGAUUACCUUGAAGAAAGUGAAACUGACUGAAACAUUGUAUUUUCCAAAUUUAUCCUUUGAAGAUUCAGCUGUAAAAAAACGUCAAACCUUUGUGAUUGGUCUGUGCUGGCAGGACUAGUCUCCAUUUUCUAAGCUAGUCUGAAAGCUCAAUAAAAUUGGUAAUUUUAAAGAUACUUUCCUCACGUACAAACUGUGUGAUUUGAUGAUAUAUUUGGACUAAAAACUAAUUAAUCUAUCAAAAACUUGAUUCAAAUCCCUCUCAAACCUUUGCAUAUACAGGAGAUUCCGCAAGCUAUAAAUAAACUGAUGUUGGAGGCCACGUCUGUCAUCUCGCUUGUUUGAGUGAGGGUCCAUUUUUCAGAAUGUAUUUUUUUAUUACUUUCUGUCCAUUUACCAUACAUAUUGAGGCUUAAUUUAAUUCUAAAUUAUUUUCUGUCAACUUAUUUUUCCACUGUUUAAUUGCAGAGUUUAUUGCAAAGACAUUUGUACGUUGACACCCCUCAGUGUUCCCAAAACCACCUAACCAUUUGAUCAAGAAAUAACAACCGCUCCCUCAGUCAAGCUAGCACACAAUAAGCUGGCAGACAACAGUCGGGUUGCCAGUUAGUGGUACCCAGACAUUUUUGGCCAGUGCUUGCCCCAUGGGUGUUUUUCGGGUAAUCCAGUAUUUUUCUAGUAAGAUUGGAUGUCUAUACAUUCCAUAUGCUUCAGAGAUUUGAUAUUUUAGCAAAAUUCAAGACGCAUCAAGCCUUUGAAGGAUAAUUAUAUAUACACACAAUUUAUUUAUUUACAUAUGUAUAAAUGAGACGAUGAAGAAUUCAUUAAACUGAUUUAAGAUAAAUAA
Patella vulgata (common limpet) is the source of this 2016-nucleotide messenger RNA. RefSeq names its product structure-specific endonuclease subunit slx1. The coding region runs from base 348 to 1202 and encodes 284 amino acids. The transcript has 6 exons. Gene Ontology annotation, cellular component: Slx1-Slx4 complex. Gene Ontology annotation, molecular function: 5'-flap endonuclease activity; crossover junction DNA endonuclease activity. Gene Ontology annotation, biological process: double-strand break repair via homologous recombination. The record is from RefSeq and is a predicted model, not a curated record. NCBI's taxonomy places the organism in Eukaryota, Metazoa, Mollusca, Gastropoda, Patellidae.